Messenger RNA from Ostreococcus lucimarinus CCE9901, 240 nucleotides. RefSeq lists its product with no specific name. Lineage: Eukaryota; Viridiplantae; Chlorophyta; Mamiellophyceae; Mamiellales; Bathycoccaceae. The coding region runs from base 1 to 240 and encodes 79 amino acids. The transcript has a single exon. The record is from RefSeq and is a predicted model, not a curated record.
AUGGUUGAAAACUUCAAGCCUUGGGUGACGGAUGAGGAAAGCGCGCGUAAGUGCGACGCGUACAUGCGCGAAAAGCACGCGUCGCCGAGAGCGUUUAAUUUAGAGAAGGCGCGGGCGGUCCUGGAUUCGCUGAAAGCGGACCACGCCAAGUUACCCGAGGCCGCGGGGCCGUUUUCGCUGCCGAAGACGUGGCCCGGGAUGUCCCUGGUGCUGGAGCGGUGCGGCGAUUCGUUGGAAUAG